Caenorhabditis elegans is the source of this 285-nucleotide messenger RNA. It is a transcript of the gene F53G12.18, whose product is annotated as Nematode cuticle collagen N-terminal domain-containing protein. The record is from RefSeq and is marked reviewed. The transcript has 2 exons. Lineage: Eukaryota; Metazoa; Nematoda; Chromadorea; Rhabditida; Rhabditidae. The coding region runs from base 18 to 239 and encodes 73 amino acids.
CAGUUCAUUCACCAACAAUGAGUUUGUUCAAAGUAUACACCUCGUUUUCUUUGUUUUUCUCCGUUCUAUUCCUUCUCGUCGCUUUUAUUGUGAUCUAUGACAUUUUCGAUGAAAUUCGCGAAUUUCAAGAAGUAAUCGAAAAAGAUGCCAGGAAGUUUGAGUUCUACUCCACCGCCGCCUCACGUUCAAUUGCCGGUCUCGACAAGCGGAGCCUAUUCGGAGGAGCUGUUUCUUUUUAGUUGUAUAUACAUCUAUUCAAAAUUAAAAGUCAUUGUUGUUGUUACC